Messenger RNA from Mauremys reevesii (Reeves's turtle), 626 nucleotides. Its product is annotated as maestro heat-like repeat-containing protein family member 2A. The transcript has 7 exons. Bases 119 to 619 code for a protein of 166 amino acids. Gene Ontology annotation, cellular component: cytoplasm. Lineage: Eukaryota; Metazoa; Chordata; Testudines; Geoemydidae. The record is from RefSeq and is a predicted model, not a curated record.
GUCUGAGCCAGCUCUUGGAGGUCUCUGGUGAAUAUAAGAUCCCUCUCCUGACGGGAAGUUUCAAGCCAUCUGCAGUGCUCUGCAUAACCAGAUCUGUUCUCAAGCUAGGCCGCACAGCAUGGAAAAUCACACAGAGCUGGUCCAUUGUAUAGUUCAACUAGCCCGUUCUUCUCCAGAGGAUCUGAUAGCCUUUCUGCACUCACAGCUGAAGAUUAAGAAUGAGGCUGUUUGUGUGACCUCUUUGAAGCUGCUCAGAGCUAUUGUUGAUGCUGACUUGCCCGAGACAAGACCUAAAAAGUGUCUGAUUGUGAAGGCAGUGAAAUCCACUUUCAGUGAUCAGAAUGCUACGGUGAGGAAGGCAGUUCUUCAUUUCAUCCAGAGGCUGCUCAGCUUACAAAGUGUGGAGAACUGUGCAGCUUGGGAUAUGGUAGCACAUGUUUUCACGGAGUUCAGUGUGUCCACCAGCAAACUGGUGUUAUGGCCAAGGCUUCUCGAAUAUGUGGUGCCAGCUCAGUACACUGGUACUUUGAAGCCUCUCUGCAGAUGCCUUAGGAGCUGGCUGAGAAAAAGCAGCAGGAAGGAGAAGAAGCUGCUUGCCUUGACUACGGUGGACCAUUGAAACUCCC